CUUUUCACUGUACAGUCUUUUGUGCCUUUUUUGACUUUUUAAAAAUACUUUUAUCUAUUCAGAUUUAUAUAAAGUUUUAAAAUAUAAAAUAUAGAGUUUUGAUCAUGUGAAAAACAUGCUUCAUGAUGAAAACAGAAUCACUGAGGAAUAAGAUUGAAAUAUUUUAGCUGUUAUCUUACAUUCAAAGAAAAAGAUUGCCUGAAAUGGAGAAAACAUAAGCUGCGGUUCCACACGAGGCCUCUGGGCGCCGCUGUCGGCCAGUGCAGGGCAAGCGCUGACGCCCAGGAUUUCUCAGCCUCAAGCCUGGGAUUUCUUGCGCAGCCACCCGCACUGAGAGAAACCGGUUUACACUAGGGCUCCUUGCUGCGCAGACUGACCCAGCAUAAGUGCAUUCCAAGCCCCAAGACUGGGGGCUCCGCCUGUCCUGGGCUGAAUGCCCUUCCAGUGCGAUAGUGUGCACUUUCUCCAACUGGAAAGACUGAGACCCAGCGGAAAAUAGAGCGAAAGAUGGGAGGGAGCUGCACGCAGAGACGCGGAGCCGGCCGGCCGCAGGUACUGUUUCCCUUCCUGCUGCCUUUGUUCUACCGCGCGCUCUGCGAGCCGAUCCGCUACUCGAUUCCCGAGGAGCUGGCCAAGGGCUCGGUGGUGGGGAACCUCGCCAAAGAUCUAGGGCUCAGUGUCCUGGAUGUAUCAGCUCGGAAGCUGCGAGUUAGCGCGGAGAAGCUACUUUUCAAUGUAGACGGGGUGAGCGGGAACUUACUCGUGAAGAACCGAAUAGACCGAGAGCAGAUUUGCAAAGAGAGAAGAAGAUGUGAGUUGCAGUUGGAAGCCGUGGUGGAAAACCCCUUAAAUAUUUUCCAUAUCAUUGUGAAUGUUGAGGAUAUUAAUGACCAUGCUCCUCAAUUCCAUAAAGAUGAAAUAAACUUAGAAAUCAGUGAAUCUGUCAGCCCAGGAAUGGGAACAAUUCUUGACUCCGCAAAAGAUCCUGAUAUAAGUAUGAAUUCACUGAGCAAAUACCAACUAAGUCCUAAUGAAUAUUUUUCAUUGGUGGUGAAAGACAACCCCGAUGGUGGCAAAUAUCCAGAAUUAAUAUUGAAGAAGACCCUGGACCGAGAAACGCAGAGCUCCCACCACUUGAUACUAACAGCCUUAGAUGGUGGGGACCCGCCCCAAAGUGGCACUGCUCAGAUCCGAAUCCUGGUGGUGGAUGCCAAUGAUAACCCCCCUGUGUUCAGUCAAGAUGUGUACAGGGUCAGCCUUCCAGAAGACGUGCCCCCGGGCACCCCUGUGCUGAGGGUGAGUGCUGUGGACCAGGACGAAGGCUUCAAUGCAGAGGUCACCUACUCCUUCUUUGGUGUGACUGAUAAAGCCCAGCACGUGUUCUCUUUGGAUUCUGCUUCAGGAAACAUUGUAACUCAGCAACCCUUGGACUUUGAAGAAGUAGAAAGAUACAUAAUGGAUGUAGAAGCAAAGGACCGAGGAUCUCUUUCUACACGAUGUAAAGUAAUUGUGGAAGUUCUAGACAAAAACGACAACAGCCCAGAAAUAAUCAUUACUUCUCUCUCUGAUAAGAUUUUGGAGAAUUCCCUUCCAGGAAUGGUUGUGGCCCUCUUCAAAACAAGGGACCGGGAUUCCAGGGAAAAUGGAGAGGUCACAUGUAAUUUAAGUAGAAAUAUUCCAUUUAAGAUUCAUUCUUCUUCUAAUAAUUACUACAAGCUGGUGACAGAUGGGGCUCUAGAUCGAGAGCGGACUCCAGAAUACAACGUCACCAUCACAGCCACCGACAGAGGCAAGCCGCCCCUCUCCUCCAGCACCACCCUCACCCUGCACAUCACCGACGUCAACGACAACGCUCCGGUUUUCCAACAGUCCGCCUACCUGGUCCACGUGCCAGAAAACAACCCUCCCGGGGCCUCCAUAGCGCAGGUCAGCGCCUCCGACCCCGACCUGGGACCCAACGGCCACGUCUCCUACUCCAUCGUGGCCAGCGACCUGGAGCCGCGGGCGCUGUCGUCCUACGUGUCCGUGAACGCGCAGAGCGGGGUGGUGUUCGCGCAGCGCGCCUUCGACCACGAGCAGCUGCGCGCCUUCGAGCUGACGCUGCAGGCUCGCGACCUGGGCUCGCCCGCGCUCGGCGCCAACGUCAGCCUGCGCGUGUUGGUGGACGACCGCAACGACAACGCGCCAAGGGUGCUGUACCCGGCGCUGGGGCCCGACGGCUCCGCGCUCUUCGACACGGUGCCGCGCGCCGCGCAGCCCGGCUACCUGGUCACCAAGGUGGUGGCGGUGGACGCGGACUCGGGACACAACGCCUGGCUGUCGUACCACGUGCUGCAGGCCAGCGAGCCGGGCCUGUUCAGCCUGGGGCUGCGCACGGGCGAGGUGCGCACGGCGCGUGCUUUGGGCGACAGGGACGCGGCGCGCCAGCGCCUGCUGGUCGCGGUGCGCGACGGGGGACAGCCGCCCCUCUCGGCCACCGCCACGCUGCUCCUGGUCUUCGCUGACAGCCUCCAAGAGGCCCUGCCGGACCUCAGCGAACGCCCAGCGCCGUCCGACCCCCAGGCUGAGCUGCAGUUUUACCUGGUGGUGGCCUUGGCCUUGAUCUCCGUGCUCUUCCUGCUCGCAGUGAUUCUAGCGGUUGCUCUGCACCUGCGACGCUCCUCCAGCCCCGCCACUGGCGGCUGCUUUGGGUCUGUUCUCUGUUCCAAGUCUGGACUGGAGCUUCCUCCCAACUACAGUGAGGGUACUUUGCCCUAUGCCUAUAAUUUGUGUGUGCCUGGGGAUCAAACUGACCCAGCAUUUAAUUUUCUCACAUCUGCUGAUUGUACAGCCAAGCAAGAGACUCUCAACAAAGACAACUCUUUAGCAUUAUUGACUAGCAUUCUAACUCCUAGUGUUGAAGCAGAUAAGAAGACUUUAAAACAGCAAGCCCCGCCCAACACGGACUGGCGUUUCUCUCAGGCCCAGAGACCCGGCACCAGCGGCUCCCAAAAUGGCGAUGAAACCGGCACCUGGCCCAACAACCAGUUUGACACAGAGAUGCUGCAAGCGAUGAUCUUGGCCUCCGCCAGCGAAGCCGCUGACGGGAGCUCCACGCUGGGCGGGGGCGCCGGCACCAUGGGCCUGAGCGCCCGCUACGGGCCGCAGUUCACGCUGCAGCACGUGCCCGACUACCGCCAGAACGUCUACAUCCCCGGCAGCAACGCCACGCUGACCAACGCCGCGGGCAAACGGGACGGCAAGGCCCCUGCAGGCGGCAACGGCAACAAGAAGAAGUCAGGCAAGAAGGAGAAGAAGUAACACGGAGGCCGGCCCGGAACCACAGGGCCACCUCCCCCCAACCAGCCCAGCCUCUCCCUACCUGGACCCAGGACUGGGACUUUCAGGGCUCACCCCCAGGAUCCUGGUGGGGCCCAGGCCAUGCUCCCCUUGGGAAACAGAAACAAGUGCCCAGUCAACACCCCCCUCUCUGUCCCCAGGGGAUUGAAUAUGCAAAGGGAGUUCUGCUGGGAACCCCCAUCCAAUCAGUUGCUGUGCCCAUGGGGGUAGUGGGGUUAGUGUAGACACCAUUUCUCUCACCUGCUUUAGUUGUAGCCGAACUCCUCCACCUUCCAAAUUCCAGCAGGCCCAGCUGCCUGCCUCCCUCCUGCCCAGGCUGCCCCGCCCCCCUUCAGCAGCUCCUUUCUUGAGUAAGGUGGUUGGGGCUGCGAGGUACCUGGUGACCUAAAAAGGCUUGUAGUUCUGAAGAGCUCAAAGGGCAUCAUGACCUCUUGGCCUGUUCGUCAAUCCUCAAACUUCCCCGAAGCAUGGUUUGGUGGCAGUCCCUUCACAUCCUUCGCGAGCCUGAGACCGAGCUCAAGUCUUGGGAGACGUGGUCACCGUUCCACGGUACUGAUGCUUGCUGGAUUUAGGGAGGGCAUUUUGCUACCAUGCCUCUUCCCAGUGCUCUAGGGACCAGUUCUUUUGUUUUGUUUUGUUUUGUUUUUCAUUGUUUAAUGUUCCCACUGCAUGCUGUGGCUGCCCCUCCCCGAACAAGAGACUUCAUUGCAUGUUCCAAGGCAGUAUGGGGUGGCAGGGUAAAGAAGGAGAGCGUGGAUGUGGAUGGGGGAUGGGGGAUGGGUAAAUCUUGACCCAUCAGUUAACACGGUCUAGCAGGAGGCUCUGGAUGUCCCCAGGAUACUGACAAGAUCUUUCCAGCCAUAAACCAAGCCCCAGGCUGGACCCUCAUCUACCACUAGCAGCUGGCUUUGGGCUGAGCUACAAGCACCAAGGGACUUAAACUGGCAUUACAGUCCAAGGAAAGUCUGAGCAGGUUUGGGACCAGGUCCCCUGGAGAGAUCAGAGGGGCCUCUGUGGGUGCUGGGUACUCCAGAGGUGCCAAUAGUGGAAGGAUCAGCAUGCCCCCCUCCCGCCCCAGGCCCUGGAAGGGAAGGCCAGCCAGGCCAUUCUUGGUUCUUGGGUUGGGGAGACCAAGGGGCUAGAGCAGGGACCACAUGGACAGAUAGUCUCAACCGGUGGAUCAGGCUUCUCCACGGGGUCCCUGCGUUCCCCAAGUCUCGGUCCUUCACCUUGCCAGGUGCCAUUUCUUCUCUGUUAAGGCCACUGCCCAGGCCCCCAGUCUGCCCCCUAGUGGUCAGAGCCUGGUUCAAGUCCCCAGUGCCUCCUUGUGCAUAAGCCUUCCUCUGCCCACCCACCUCUAUCUACCCCCAGUCCCGUCCAUUCAGCGGGGCUGAGCGAGAACCCCGCCCUAGCCCGUACUGUAGCGUAGAGCCCCCUCCCUCCCUCCCUCCCUCCCUCCUUCCCUCUUUUGGCUGGUGUAGAAUAGCCAAUAGUGUAGUGCGGUGUGCUUUUCCGUGAUGGCGAGUGGGCAGCGGGCAACGGGCUCCGCGCAGCCGUCUGUCCUUGAAUCUGCCUGCGGUGGCCCGUGCUGUGUUUUGUGCUGUGUCCACGCGCUGCGGCGACUCCCUCCCCGAUACUGACUCCUAUAAACGCUUCUCUUUGCAUAGUCACGUAGCUCCCUCAUCCCUUUCCUGUGUUUCACGCAAGUUUUAUACUCUAAUAUUUAUAUGGCUUUUUUCUUUGAAAAAAAUAAUAAAAAGGUUUCUUCUGAAA
This is a messenger RNA of Pteronotus mesoamericanus, 5112 nucleotides long. RefSeq names its product protocadherin gamma-C4. Gene Ontology annotation, biological process: homophilic cell-cell adhesion. The record is from RefSeq and is a predicted model, not a curated record. Gene Ontology annotation, molecular function: calcium ion binding. NCBI's taxonomy places the organism in Eukaryota, Metazoa, Chordata, Mammalia, Chiroptera, Mormoopidae. The transcript is spliced from 4 exons. The coding region runs from base 508 to 3300 and encodes 930 amino acids. Gene Ontology annotation, cellular component: plasma membrane.